CGCUCGCUUUUGUUUUCCGGGUGACGCCGCUCUUCUCUUCCAAGCAGAGGAAAGUCAGGGGCUCGUGUGUCAACAUCCAGGGUUUCCCCGGGGAGGUGUAACGUUAACGUUAUUCCCCCAAAAAAAAGAAAAACGACGAAGAAAAAAAAAAAAAAAAAACCUGAUGUUCCUUUGAAGAAACCCUUUUUUUUUUAUUUAUUAUUUUUUGGUCGCGCCGUCCUCGGAGCCGGCGGAGUGUUUCUUUCUCCACCGCGAAGACCAGAAGAAGAUCUUCGGCUCCCGCUGCUUUCACGUCAGCUAACGUGGUUUUAAACGAUGACCGAGGACAAAGUGCGAGAAGCGUCUCCGAUCAUUUAAUAAUAUCUAAAAGGGGGGGGGGGCUGUUAGCUUAGCCAGCAGGCCCGGAGAUCGAUUAAACCAAAGGACGAGGGGGGGGACACACCUUGCUGACAUGAUGUUUCCUCAAUCAAGGCACUCGGCAUCCUCUCAGUCCAGUCAACCUCUCAAGUUCACUACUUCCGACUCCUGUGACCGCAUCAAGGAUGAGUUCCAGUUCCUCCAAGCACAGUACCACAGUUUGAAGUUGGAGUGUGACAAACUGGCCUCUGAAAAGUCAGAGAUGCAGCGUCACUAUAUCAUGUACUAUGAAAUGUCCUACGGGCUGAACAUUGAAAUGCACAAACAGGCUGAAAUAGUGAAGAGACUGAAUGGCAUCUGUGCUCAGGUGUUGCCUUACCUGUCACAAGAGCAUCAGCAGCAGGUCAUGGGCGCCAUCGAGAGAGCCAAGCAGGUCACGCCCCCUGAGAUGAACUCCAUUAUACGGCAACAGCUCCAGGUGCAGCACCUGUCCCAGCUGCAGGGUCUGGCCCUGCCGGUGGCCCCGCUGCCCCUGGGCCUCACCCCGCCCUCCCUGCCCGCCGUCUCCUCCAGCUCCGGCCUGCUCUCCCUCUCCUCCAUCCUGGCCAACUACUCCCACGGCCAGGCCCAGGCGGUGAAGGAGGACAAAGCUCGGGAAGCCGCGGAGCGAGCGCCCCGGGGGGGGGAGGACGGGGACAAGUCAGACUAGUGCAGACACAGCCAGGAGGUUUGGAGGGGGGAGGUGGGGGGGGGGGUGUCUAUUAAAAAAACAAACAAAUUAAAACAACUGUAAAUGGAGAUUGAUGUAAGUCUGGCUGCCUGUCUGCUGAGUGUUGAUGUAGAGGAGAGGACAGAUUUCUGGAUGCGCAGAGAACGAAACUGCUGAGUGGCUGAGAGUUAAAUGUUCUUAUUAUUUAGUGCUAAUAGACUCGGUUCAGGCUUCUAGACUUAAAAUAGAUCCUUCGUUUUUGUCUACGCCACUGUCGUCAGGCUUAGAGCUAACCGCCGUGUCCCUCACACAGAUCAUCUGCCUCUCGCUGGGUUACACUUCAUGAUUUUAUUUUUUUUAUUUUUUGUUGCUGUCCUCUUCGGUCCCUCAGUUUUUCCGCCAGUCAAAAGUUAGCAGUUGAGCAACAUCUCGGUCCUCUGCUCUCGUAACGGCGGCACCGUCUCGAUUAGUUUAAAAAAGGGAGCCCAUUAAUUUAUGUACUCUGAGCCAAAUUUAAUCCUAGUCUGAUAUUAAAUGGGAGGUUUUUAAAGGGACAUUUGCAUUCAAACAACUGACCCUUUUCACCAUUUUUGGUUUUUAGCAUUUUCAUACGACCAAACCACUGGAUGCAUUUACCUUCGAUGUGUACCUCAACCCCCCCUCCGAAUAAAUGAGAUUUUAUUCCAUUUAAAAUUUAAAAAAACUAUAGUUUGAGGUUGAAUGUGGUUUCAUAGGCCCGGGUCUGAUUGGCCAUUAACUCAUCUUUAAAUUGACAGGAAGUUAAGCUCUGGGAAAAGAAAAGAAAGAGAGAAAAAAGGACUUUUAUUUUGACAUGAUGUUUUCGUGACGAUAUGCUAAUUGGACAUCCCAAACGUGUGUGUGUGUGUGCGUCUCGAGUGCUGAAGAAAAGACUUGUUUGAUUUAACUUAAUUUUUUUUCUUAAAGCACCUUUUCUUUCCUGUAUUCCCCCCCCCACACACACACACACACACACACCCUGUACUGGUCUCUCUCUCUCUCUCUCUCUCUCUCUCUCUCUCUCUCUCUCUCUCUCUCUCUCUCUCUCUCUCUCUUCCCCCCCCCCCCCCCCCCCCCCCCCCCCCCCCACACACACACACACACACCCUGUACUGGUCUCUCUCUCUCUCUCUCUCUCUCCCUCUCUCCCUCUCUCCCCCCCCCCCCCCCCCCCCCCCCCCCCCCCCCCCCCCACACACACACACACACACACACACACACACACACACACACACACCCUGUACUGGUCUCUCUCUCUCUCUCUCUCUCUCUCUCUCCCUCCCCCCCCCCCCCCCGUACUGUUCCGCCCUUUAAACCGACCAAGACAACUUGAACAGGGUCUAAACUUCAGAACCAGACUGGAUCGAGUCCACCGUCUUGUUUUAACUCGUGUGUGAUCGCGACCCCCCCCCCCCCCCCCCCCUGGACUUUUCUGUGCAGAUGGAGAGUUAGUAAACAUGCAUUUUAAAACAACAACUAAACGUGGAUAUAGAAUGGAUUUAAAAAUCAGGAGAUUUAAGCCAAAGUGCUUCUCUGCUUGAUUCAGGAGCAUCUUUGCAGUCCUGCAAGUCACAUUUCAAACGUUUUGGUGUCUUGAAUGCUCGUAUGCUAAAUGCAUACUGUGUGUGUGUGGGGGGGGGGGUAUGGAAUUGGAGUGGGACGGUUCACAUGUUAGGCAGCAGGGGGCAGCAGUGCCGUGUUCAUGGUGGUCUUCAUCAUCGUCUUCAUCGUGGUCAUUUCCUGACUGUGGGGGGGGGGCGAGCGUCUGUCCACUGCAGGUGUUCCGGGAGCGUUAGCGUCAACUCUCCCUCUCCUGUAUUUUAUUUUGAAAGGCACUUAAGUUGCGGCUCAGUGCUCUUAGUUUCUUCUUCUUCCUGUCUGUGCUAGUGUCGGGGAGGCGACGGCGUUCCCCCUCCCCGGAGACCCGACCUUAACGUCUAGAGGGCCGGAGCGGAUCAGCGCCCCCCCGCCCCCCCCCCCCCCCCCCCCCCACGGCGCUCUAAACGCUGACGUCGGGUCUUUGUAGAAAAAAAAAAACCUCCUUUGGUGAAACUCAGACAUAUGAAUGGUAUGUGUGUUUGUUUUUUGCUGUGAAGGGCCAAUUUGUAUACAUAUGAAUAUAUCAAUAUACAUAUUUUUAAAGCAUUUUUGUAUGUUUCAAAGCUGCUUUUUAACGUGUGUGUGUGUGUGUGUGUGUGUGUAUCAUGGAGGACUUUGGUGUUGUAUGUGUGCAUUUACGAGCCUACAGUUAAAGAGAGGCACAAUGUCGUAUCCCAUGUCGUUGUUUUUCUUCUCCCAUUCUCUCCGUAGGCAGUAACACUUAAACUUUGUUUUCUAGGUUUGUAAAUGUUUUGAUUUUUUUUUUUUUCUCUUCUUCUUCUUCUUCUUCUUCAGUUUUAAUGUGUUUAUGAACACGGUCUCAUUUUAAGAUACCUGGGAUGAGAAUAAUAAUAAAAAAAUGUUUAAAAAAAAAAAAAAAUACAAAGAUGUAAACAAGCAACUGUGUACUCUAAUGAGAAUGAAUCAACCUUUUAGCAGUAAGGAAGCUUCUCUGGUGCCUUACAAAUAAAAGACGUGAUUGAGAGUG
This is a messenger RNA of Cyclopterus lumpus (lumpfish), 3671 nucleotides long. Its product is annotated as TLE family member 5-like. The transcript is spliced from 7 exons. Lineage: Eukaryota; Metazoa; Chordata; Actinopteri; Perciformes; Cyclopteridae. Gene Ontology annotation, molecular function: protein binding; transcription corepressor activity. Gene Ontology annotation, cellular component: nucleus; transcription regulator complex. Gene Ontology annotation, biological process: negative regulation of canonical Wnt signaling pathway; regulation of DNA-templated transcription. The record is from RefSeq and is a predicted model, not a curated record. The coding region runs from base 452 to 1066 and encodes 204 amino acids.